GUCUGGCGAAGGUGGAGGGAACACUUCCGGGUCAGGGAGCGUGAGAUCCUCGGUGUUCAAUCCCACCAUCCGAACUAACUCCGAUCUCAGGUGUUUCCAGCUCUCGGUAGCUUUCCAGAAAUCGGACUGGCCUCGUUCCCAGUCCCUUGACUUCAGUUCCAGAAAGCCGGCGUCCUGCAGCACAAUGCCCCACCUGGGGCCACUGCGUCGCAGGGCCUGGGCUGCGCUGCUCGGCCAGCUCCUGCGACCUCCCAGCACUGUGUGCACCCGCGGCUGUCAUAGCCAGGUUGCAAAGGCAGUGUUAACGUCUGAACAACUGAAAUCCCAUCAAGAGAAGCCGAAUUUUGUCAUCAAGGUUCCAAAGGGCACCAGGGAUUUAAGUCCUCAACAGAUGGUUGUGAGGGAGAAAAUCCUCGAUAAGAUUAUCAGCUGUUUCAAACGUCAUGGGGCGAAGGGGUUGGAUACACCAGCGUUUGAGCUAAAAGAAAUGCUCACCGAGAAGUAUGAAGACAACUUCGGCCUCAUGUAUGAUUUGAAGGAUCAAGGUGGAGAGUUGUUGUCUCUGCGCUAUGACCUUACUUAAGUGAAACACCUUUGUUAACACCAAGCACUGCUAGGCUUCAGAGACGGUGGGAAACAAGCCUAGGAAGGUCCUUGUUUUCAUCCUGUAAAAUGAGGAUAAUUUCCAGGAACUCAGUUCUCCCUCCUGUCUGAAUGGAUUUUGACAUUGCUGGUGAGUUUGACCCAAUGAUCCCUGAUGCAGAGUGUUUGAGGAUCAUGUGUGAAAUCCUAAGUGGACUGCAGCUGGGGGACUUUCUCAUUAAGGUAAAUGACCGUCGGGUUGUAGAUGGGAUAUUUGCUGUCUGUGGUGUUCCUGAGAGCAAGCUCCGAACCAUCUGCUCCUCAAUGGACAAACUAGACAAGAUGUCUUGGGAAGGCGUGAGGCAUGAGAUGGUGGCAAAGAAAGGUCUAGCUCCCGAGGUGGCCGAUCGAAUUGGGGACUUCGUCCAAUAUCAUGGGGGGAUAUCCCUGGUUGAGGACUUGUUCAAGGAUCCCAGACUAUCCCAAAGCCAGCUGGCCUUGCAGGGCCUAGGGGACCUGAAGCUGCUCUUUGAAUACCUGAGGUUAUUUGGAAUUGCUGAUAAGAUCUCCCUUGAUCUGAGUCUGGCCCGGGGCCUGGACUAUUAUACUGGAGUGAUUUAUGAAGCAGUACUGCUAGAGUCUCCAGCUCAGGCUGGAAAGGAAACUCUGAGUGUGGGUAGUGUGGCUGCUGGUGGGCGCUAUGACAAUCUGGUAGCCCAGUUUGAUCCCAAGGGCCAUCACGUGCCUUGUGUGGGGUUGAGCAUUGGAGUAGAGAGAAUCUUCUACCUUGUGGAACAGAAGAUGAAGAUGUCUGGUGAGAAGGUUCGCACCACAGAGACCCAAGUGUUUGUGGCCACACCCCAGAAGAACUUUCUCCAAGAACGUUUGAAGAUAAUUGCAGAGCUUUGGGAUGCCGGGAUCAAGGCAGAGAUGCUUUAUAAAAACAACCCUAAACUGUUAACCCAGCUGCACUAUUGUGAGAAAGCAGACAUUCCUCUGAUGGUCAUUAUUGGUGAGCAAGAGCGGAAUGAAGGUGUCAUCAAGCUCCGUUCCGUGGCCAGCAGAGAAGAAGUGACCAUUAAUCGAGAAAGUCUCGUGGCUGAAAUUCAGAAGCGACUGUCUGAGUCUUGAUUAGUGCCUGAUUUCCAUCUGCUGCCUGUAGAAGAAAAGUUUUCAUUUAGGACCGAGUUCUGGUGGACUUUGCAACAGUGGCCAGCAUGGAUGUUGUACAAGUGCCUUCUGCUUCCAUCUCUCCUGGAUACAGAACUACAUAAGGUCCUGAGGACUCGUGGACUAGCACUAGCAGCUGCUCUGCUAGAACGCACAUGGCUGUCAUGCCUGAGAGGCAUCCUCUAGCUGCAAAGGCAGAUCUGAAGUACCUCUGAAUUCUCUCAAAGGGAUGUGAGGAUGGUCGCUAUGAGCAAGGCUCUGGAAGAGUCGCCUGAGGCUAAGACUCUGCACCAUUGAAAUGAGAAGCUAACUAUGUACUUUGUUCCUGACUGUAGCUUGGGAACUAGGUUCUGGAGAGCUUGUCUCCAUCAGACUAUGGCUUGUCCAUGGAGUGUUGAAUGGACCGAAAAAAAGAGAUGGUGUCCCAGGGGCCCAGCAGAGCAUCUGUUGGUUCUUCCAGUUAACAGGAGAAGGGUGGGGCUAUUUCAUAAUUUUGAACAUUGAACUUAAUGGAUGAUAAGUUAGCAAUAUGGUCUUUUGAGGUUUUUGAACACCAUUCCCUUUGUUAAAGUAAUUCUCCUGGAUUAUUCCAUAUCCUGAUCUGGAGAUUGUUCUAGAAGUGGUUAUAUGAUAUGUUACAUUUCAAAAAUGUACUAGUGGACUGGAGAGAUGGCUCACCGAUUAAAGGUGCAUAUUACUUUUGCAGAGGACCUGAGUUCAUUUCCUAGCAACCACAUCAGGGUGAUUACAACUGCCUGUAACUCCAGUAACUGGUAUCUGAGGCUCUCUUCUGGCUUCCACAAACACCUGCACUUAAUGUGCACAUACUGAUGCACAGACACAUACACAUAAUUAAGAAUGAAAUAAUUUUAAAAAGUAAGCAUACUUUGAGUAAUUCGUUACCCAAGGAUUAAUUUGUGUAGACAUUAGGAAAUGUUUGAAUAUAUACUGGAGAACUGUGUGAGUUACAAGUAAUCUUUCCUGGGGCUCACGUAGUAGAAGAAGAGAAAAGAUUUUCUUGUUUGUCCUCUGUCCUCUACCCACUUACCAUGACUUGUGAAGCACACAUGUAGUCUUAUAUACAAAAUAAAUUGUAAAAAGAAAAACAACCCAGUAAAACACCAACAUAAAGUGUGGCUAGGGAAGUGGCUCUCUUGAUAGAAUGUCUGCCUAGCACUUGGGAAGUGAAAGCAGGAAGAUCGGAAGUUCAGAGUCAGCUUUGGUGCCAGGCAAGGUGGCACAGGACUUUAAUCCUAGCACAAGGGAAGUAGAGACAGGCCAAUUAUCUGUGAGUUAUGGGUUGGCCAUAGCUGCAUAGUGAAACCCUGUAUAAAAAUUUAUUCAGCCUUGGAUUCACAUGAGAUGCUCUCUCAAUAAAACAAAACAAAACAAAA
Molecule: messenger RNA, 3146 nt
Organism: Mus musculus (house mouse)
Lineage: Eukaryota; Metazoa; Chordata; Mammalia; Rodentia; Muridae
Gene: Hars2
Product: histidyl-tRNA synthetase 2
Exons: 13
Coding region: 715-1713 (332 amino acids)
Biological process (GO): tRNA aminoacylation for protein translation; histidyl-tRNA aminoacylation
Cellular component (GO): cytoplasm; mitochondrion
Molecular function (GO): histidine-tRNA ligase activity; ATP binding
Source: RefSeq, marked reviewed